Molecule: messenger RNA, 2862 nt
Organism: Amphibalanus amphitrite
Lineage: Eukaryota; Metazoa; Arthropoda; Thecostraca; Balanomorpha; Balanidae
Product: alanyl-tRNA editing protein Aarsd1-A-like
Exons: 2
Coding region: 272-1504 (410 amino acids)
Biological process (GO): alanyl-tRNA aminoacylation; regulation of translational fidelity
Molecular function (GO): Ser-tRNA(Ala) deacylase activity; ATP binding; alanine-tRNA ligase activity
Source: RefSeq, a predicted model, not a curated record
UCACCGUGCGCCUCGUUCGGGUCCCGUCGUUGCACUGCUAUCACACGCACAGCCGCCGGCUUUUAACCGACGGGUGAAAGCGAAAGCACAGUAUACAGGUCAGGAAACGAAAGCAAAAGUCAUUAGAAGUGCCUCUAGCGCCGAGUAAAAGCGCAGAGUAAAAACACAAACAAGUAAAAAGUAACAGUUGUCUGGGGCGUGGCCGCCGCUCGGACCGGUAGCACCACGGACCGGUUUCGUCGGUAACAAGGCCCAUGACGGGACAGGGAGAAUGGUGUUAACUUACCAGACCGACAGCUAUGCUCAAGAGUUGGAUACUGACGUGGUGAGCUGCUGUGCGGCCGAGCACAAGCUGCCAGUUGAUGGCCGACCAACCCGGGUGCAGUGCCAUGAGGUGGUGCUGGCAGACACUGUAUUGUUCCCGGAGGGCGGCGGUCAGCCAGACGAUCGCGGAACCAUCGGCGGCCAGCCCGUGCUUCGUGUGCUGCGACGGGGCGCGGAGCCCGUUCACCUCCUCGAGGGACCACUGGCCGUUGGUGAGCGCGUGCACGUAGCCGUGGACUGGGCGCGCCGCUGGGACCACAUGCAGCAGCACUCGGCGCAGCACCUGAUUACUGCCGUGCUGGACCAGCUGUAUGGGUGCACCACCACCUCCUGGGCGCUGCGCGAGGCAUCAUUCUGCACCAUCGAGCUGGACAGUGCUCAGCUGACGGCCGAGCAGUUGGUGAAGGCGGAGGAGCGCGCCAACCAGCUGAUCCGGGAGGCUCGCCCCGUCACCGUCAGCGUCCACCAGGCAGGGGACGCGGCUCUGAACGGGGUCCGCGCGCGUGGCCUUCCCGACGACCACGUCGGUGCGGUGCGCAUCGUAUCCAUCGCCGGCGUGGAUGACAACAUGUGCUGUGGCACCCACGUCAGCAACCUGGCGCACCUGCAGGCGGUGAAGCUUCUAUCAGCAGAGCGCGGCAAGAAGGGCCGCACCAACGUCUCAUUCCUGGCCGGCCAGCGACUGCUCGACUACGUGGCCGAGUCGGCGCGGCGCGAGACACAGCUGAACCUCACGCUGAAGUGCGGCCCCGGCGACUACGCCACCGUGCUGGACAAGUGGCAGCGCACGAUGAAGGCCGGCCAGCGGGCGGCGCGGGACGUGCUCCGUCAGCUGGCUGACGCCGAGGCCGAGCGGUUCUGGCGCCCCGGCGAGCGGUUCCUCUCGGUGCACCAGCCGCACGGUGACGCGGAGUUCAUGUCGGCCGUGGUGUCGGCCGUGGGUGACGGCACAGUGCCGGUGCUGGUGACCGUGGGCGGCGCGGACGGCGCGCCCGGCUCGCUGCUGCUCUCCGGCCCGCCGGCGCUGGUCGAACGGCUCGGACCCCGGCUCUGUGAGCUCAUGGACGGCAAAGGCGCCGGCAAGAACGGCCGCUUCUCCGCCAAACUGGGCUCGCUCAAACAGCGCGCCCAGGCCGACCGGCUGCUGCGCGAGGAGAUCGAGUCAUCGACCGAAAGUUGAACGGAGUCCUAUAUCCUUUUGUUGAACGAGCUCUGUGUGUGUUUGGUCGUUAUUAGUGAUGACUUUCGUUUAGUCGCAUAUGGUCAGUUCACACAUCGGGUCACGUCCAAGUCACGUCGGCGUUUUAUGUGAUAGUCGUGGAGUCAUUCGGUCACUUUCAUUGAAUGUUUCUGUCUGAAAGCUAAUGUUUUCGAUAUGCUGUUGUGAUUAUAAGUUUGAUGUAAAUGACAAACAAUGCAACAAACGCAAUGAAAACUAAAUGAAAAAUGUCACUAAAUGAAAACUUUAAUCGAGGGAAAGUUGUUAUCUUCACGGCCCUCUGAGUGUGUAGAGUAUCGAGUUGUUCUUGUAAAGAAGUUUUGCCCGGCCGUGUAAAGAAGUUUUGCUACAUUAUAUUCAUUACUUAUGCAAUAUGCAUGCAUCUAAAUCGAAAUUCGAACUCAGGAUCUCAAAGUAUCCCAGCAAAACCUCUCUUCAAGAAGUUCUAGUGGGUCCUAAUUGGCCGAGUUGUGGGUCAUUGAGGUGAUCUGGAUUGUCAACCAAUGACGUAAGGUUUUCGAGUUAGAUACCAUCGGCUUCCUCUCCUCACGAGCAAUACUAUCUUUUCUUUUCGGAACGCUGUUGUUUAAUGGGUCCGGUUACCCCCCAGAAAUUGGCGGCUGUGAUUUGUGAAAACGCCACUACGGGCGACGGUAACCCAUCCAACGGCCUACUGGGGUCAUAUCGGUUUGUAUCAGUCAUCUGUCUCUGUUUCUGUUUCCGUCUACGUCAAGGUGUUGUGUUCGUUUCGCUCUCGCUCUGCCAUCGAGGAGAAAGUUUGAGUGAGUUUGUCACAGUUAGCAUAUUAUACGCAUCUGCAGUCUACAUGCUUGAUUUUGAUAAACAACGUGCUUGGUCGCCAUUUUCAGCCGGAUAAGGGAUGGUUGUAUAAUUUGUUUACAAUUUGCAUUGAAUUACUCAUCAGGUACCGAUCUAUUCGAAGAACAAAACAUGUUUUUUCUGCAUCGCUGUUACGAUUAGUCUGCUGCGAUAAUCCGGUAACGAAUCACAGGUGCGCGGCAUAUGCCCCUCGGCUCUGGUCGUACCGGACAUUACACACCGGGCCGGACUGGCAUUGCAGCACGUCUUAGUGGUGCUUACACGCGUGCCGGGCGCUCCGACGCAGACCUGCCGCUCUGCAUAGAUUGAUGCCAAAAUUAGAUACAGGCACAGAUCACAAAGAGCCGUCCCCGCCAACCUGGGCAGACUUGAGAGUUGAGACCCUUGAGACAUGAUGUACCAUACCCUACCUACGCAAUGCAGAUGCUUUAUGUAGGCACGGUACCGUAUGUGUACAAAAUACAAAUAAGUAUCGGAAA